Molecule: messenger RNA, 7335 nt
Organism: Penicillium crustosum
Lineage: Eukaryota; Fungi; Ascomycota; Eurotiomycetes; Eurotiales; Aspergillaceae
Product: reducing polyketide synthase sphB
Exons: 5
Coding region: 1-7335 (2444 amino acids)
Biological process (GO): secondary metabolite biosynthetic process; fatty acid biosynthetic process
Molecular function (GO): fatty acid synthase activity; zinc ion binding; phosphopantetheine binding
Source: RefSeq, a predicted model, not a curated record
AUGACCCCCGAGUCAAUUAAACCAAAGCUGAUUCCCCCAGCGCCUAUCGCGAUUUGUGGAAUGUCUGUACGUCUCCCUGGAGGCUUACACACACCCCAACAGCUAUGGGACUUCUUGGUUGCGAAAGGAGAUGCCCGUGGCCAAGUGCCAAAGUCCAGAUAUAAUGCCUCCACAUACUACUCCGAGACGCAGAAACCAGGCAGCAUCAAGACCGAAUAUGGAUACUUUCUGGAUGAAAGUAUUGACAUUGCUUCUGUGGAUACAUCCUUCUUCACAAUGGGAAAAUUGGAGGUGGAGCGCAUGGACCCACAGCAACGGCAGAUGCUAGAAGUUGCCCGGGAGUGUAUGGAAGAUGCUGGCGAAACGAACUGGAAAGGACGACCGAUUGGUUGUUACAUGGGUAGCUUUGGUGAAGAUUGGCUUGAAAUUUGUGUGAAAGAAACCCAGCAAUAUGGCCAGCAUCGAGUGAGCGGAUAUGGAGAUUUCAUGUUGCCCAACCGAGUCUCAUAUGAGAUGGACUUGACGGGACCGAGCAUGGUAGUACGUACUGGCUGCUCAGCAGGUCUUGUUGCACUACACGAAGCAUGUCUGGCAAUUUCCAGAGGCGAUUGCGAGGGAGCCAUAGUUGGCGGUGCCAAUUUGAUUAUGGCACCAGGCAUGACAACUGCCAUGAGUGAGCAAGGCGUAAUUUCGCCUGAUGGAUCCUGUAAGAGCUUCUCCGCUGAUGCGAAUGGCUAUGCGCGCGGAGAAGGAAUCUCUGCCAUCUUCAUUAAACCUCUGGAUGAUGCCAUCCGGGAUGGAAAUCCAGUUCGAGCGGUUAUCCGUUCGACGGCAUCUAACAGUGACGGAAGGGGUGCUGGAAUUGGCACUCAUGUUCCUAAUGAUAUUUCGCACGAGGCCAUGAUCCGGCGCGCAUAUGAGGUAGCAGGCAUCGCAGAUUACUCCCAGACCGCAUUUGUCGAGUGUCAUGGCACUGGCACCCAAGUUGGAGAUCCCAUUGAAACACGAGCAGUGGGCCGGGUUUUUGGUCCUUCUGGUGGCGUCCUCAUUGGGUCCGUGAAGCCAAAUCUUGGUCACUCCGAGGGAGCCUCCGGGAUUACAUCUCUGAUCAAGUCGGUCCUAGCCCUGGAAAAUCACAUCAUCCCUCCAAAUAUCAAGUUCAAGGAGCCCAAUCCCAAUAUCCAGUGGGAUGAAUAUGGUCUCACUGUUCCCACAGAACCGAUGCCUUGGCCUGAGGCUCGUAGCGAGCGAAUCAGUGUCAACUCUUUCGGCAUUGGAGGCACGAACGCCCACGUGGUUCUCGAUUCAGCUCAGAGCUUUGGCAUCUCCCCCGUUCUCCCUCAGCAUACCAUUUCACCGCAGCUGCUUGUUUAUUCAGCAAACAAUGCCGAGUCACUAAAACAGAUGAUUUCCCAAUAUACAGCCUAUGUCCAGAAGAACCCAACCAGAGUUGCCGAUUUGGCAUUCACUCUGUGUAAUAAAAGGGAGCAUCUACCUCAUCGGGCAUUCUCCGUGAAUAACCCAUUGGGUUUGCUCACGACUUCGGCCCCCUCAAAAACUGGCGAGGUACCAAAUAUUGUUAUGGUCUUCACUGGCCAGGGUGCUCAGUGGCCACAAAUGGGUGGUUCUAUGAUUCACAACGCGGUCUAUCCCGCAUUUAAGAAGAGCAUUCAAGAUCUUGACUCACAUUUGAAAACCCUCAAAGAUGGGCCAGAAUGGAGUAUUGAAGAAGAGCUCUUGAAGCCCUCAGAUGCUAGCAGGCUUGGAUCAUCCGAGUUAUCCCAACCCCUUUGCACAGCAAUCCAAGUGGCUCUGAUUGACACUUUUGCUUCCGUUGGGAUUCAGCCUGCUGCUGUUGUGGGCCACUCUAGUGGCGAAGUAGCUGCUGCAUACGCUGCCGGUGCCAUCACGGCCAACGAAGCAAUUACGAUUGCGUUUUAUCGAGGUCAGGUCACCAAGCUACAAACCAAACUCGGGGCCAUGGCGGCUAUAGGUAUGGGCACUGAGGAAGUCCAGGAAUAUCUACAGGAUGGUGUCAUCAUUGCUUGCGAAAACUCCCCCAAGAGUGUUACUCUCGCCGGUGAUACCCAUGCCAUUGGGAAUUCGGUUGCCAAUAUCAACAAGGCCCACCCCGAUGUCUUGGCAAGACAGUUGAAAGUCGACAAGGCGUACCACUCUCAUCACAUGGCCGAGAUAGGCGACGAGUACUAUGCUUUGAUUGAACAUGAAGUAUCCGCCAAGGAUCCAAAUAAGUUGUUCUUCAGCAGUGUCGAGAACAAAAUACUUGCCGAAGCCCUGAAUUUCGGCCCCAAAUACUGGCAGAUGAACCUACAGUCCCCAGUACUCUUCCAUUCAGCAGUCUCAUCUAUAAUCCAGCACCCGAUUUCGAAGAACAUGGUGCUUCUUGAGAUUGGGCCACACUCCGCUCUUGCGGGCCCCUUGCGACAGAUCCAGAGUCAUCAUUCCACUUCUUCUCCUUACGUCUCUGCAUUUGUCCGCAACCAGGACAGUAUAGAAUCCUUCCUGACUGCUGUUGGGCAGCUUCACGUUCUCAAUGCUAUCCCCAAUUUGGGAAAGGUCAUUAGUGAAGGAUCUACUCUCCCAGACCUUCCAAGGUAUCCAUGGGAUCAUUCAAAAAGAUUCUGGCAUGAAUCUCGGUUGAGCAAGGAGUGGAGACAUCGCGAGCACAGGUGUCACGACCUUUUGGGUGUCCAGGUAACAGAGAGUCCAGACUUCCAUGCGCUUUUCCGAAAUCUGUUCCACUUGGACAAUGCCCCGUGGAUCCGUGACCACAAGGUCGGCGAUGAUGUUGUCUUCCCCUUCGCUGGCUAUGCUGCGAUGAUUGGAGAGGCUGUGAGACAGCUAACCGGAGUCAGCGAAGCAUUCAAACUACGCAAUGUCAUUGUUAGCACUGCUCUCGUCUUGAAUGAGGGCCCACCAGUUGAGAUCAUAACAACAUUGCAUCGCCAUAGAUUGACUGAUUCCCUCGAUAGCGAGUGGUGGGAGUUUACCAUCGCCUCUCACAACGGAACAAGUUGGACCAAGCACUGCUCGGGUGAGGCUAGAUCGUUUAGCGAACAUCUUGAAGAUUUAGACAAGAAAUCUCCUCUUGUGCGCAAAAUUGAUACGCGCCGUUGCUACCAUUCUAUGGCCAUGUCCGGUCUCAACUUCGGGCCAUCAUUUCAACGUCUCGACCAUGUCCGAUCAGACACCGUUACGCAGAAUGCAACGUCCGAACUUGUUGCAAAGGAUACUGAUGGGGAUAACUAUCAUCUGCACCCCACAGUCAUAGAUGCCUCACUACAGCUGCUCAGCGUGGCUGCUUCCAAGGGAUAUGCCGAUCCAAUAACGACCAUAAUGGUUCCUACUCACAUUCAAGAAAUGACCAUCUCCCGCUGUUAUGAGAAUGUCCAAGUCCAGGCUUCCGCAUCUUAUACCCCGAACGGCUCUAUUGUGGGUAGUGGCCAAUGCAUUACCGCAGGGGGCAAGGUUGCUUUACGCAGUUCUGGAAUCAAACUCUCUAUUCUCGAUCAUCAAGACUCCGACAAAGCGAACAACGCCACUGCUUGUGCAGAAUGGGCUCCCCAUAUCGAUUUCCUGGAUGUCAACACCCUCAUCAAGCCAUUGAUUGACCGCAGUGAUUACACGCCCGCUUUGACAGAAUUAUCCCAUCUAUGUAUGGUUUACACACAGCGCGUCAUUGCUGAACUAGAUACUCCAAUCAGCCACAUGCACAAGUAUCGAUCAUGGAUCGAUCAACACCUCCUUUCUAUGGAUUUACAGAGUUUCCAAAUUUUUGACAAUACUGCCAUUGAGCAGCGAGUGAAAAGGCUCGUUGACCAGGUGUCUAAAACCAAUGGUGCCCAUCUUGCUGUUGGUAUUGAGGCAAUCUUCAAUAACGUCCAACGGAUCUUUACCGGAGAGGUAGAGCCUCUGGAUCUCCUUCUAGCCGACCACAUAUUGGCCAACGUCUACGACGCUAUGGAUCAAUGUGAUAUUUCCAGAUUCAUCAAGCAACUAAGCCACAGCAAACCUAAUUUGCGUAUCCUCGAAAUAGGUGCCGGAACCGGCGGAUCUACAGCUAAUCUCCUCAAGCUGUUGACACCUGGGAACAGAACCCUAUACUCGAAUUACACCUUCACUGAUAUCUCAUCAGGCUUCUUUGUUGCUGCCAAGGAUCGCUUUGCCAAUUACUCAAACCUUGAAUACGCUACUCUCGAUAUUAGCAAGGAUCCCUCCGACCAAGGUUUCGAUGGUCGCAAAUUCGACCUAAUUCUGGCGACUAAUGUCAUCCACGCCACUGCAUCCUUAAAUGACAGUCUGAGCAAUGUUCGCAAACUUCUUUCCCCUACCGGAUGGUUCCUGCUCCACGAAUUAACACCGACAUCUAAAUGGAUCAACUAUAUCUUUGGAACUCUGCCCGGCUGGUGGUAUGGCAAUGCUGACGGUCGGUCGGAUGAGCCAUAUGUAGGCGUUGAGCGCUGGGAGAAAGAACUCAAGUCUGCUGGAUUCCGCACUCCUGAUGCUGCAGUUUUGGAUUCGGACCACCCAUAUCAGUUAAACACCAUGAUCGUGGCUAGACCGGAAAGUGAUAUAGCACCUAAAAAAUGCGUCACGCUCCUGACACUCUCUGAAUCGAAAUCUUUCGGUCCUUUGCUUCAGGCGCUGGAGAACAGGGGAUACUCCGUUCAUCAUUCUCGGUUUGAUGAAGAGCCCCUGCCUGACGGACAAGAUGUGAUCGCCUUGCUUGACGAAGAAGUUCCAUUCUUUGAAAACAUGGAUAACACAAGAUUUGGUUCUUUCAAGAAAAUGGUGGAGAGCCUAAAUAGAUGUGGUAUUCUCUGGGUCACUCGUUUAUCACAACCCCAAUGCCAGGACCCGAGAUUUAGCCAGAUCAACGGCAUAGCAAGGACCAUUCGCAAUGAAUUGAUUGUCGACUUUGCUACUUGCGAGAUCGAUGAUCUUGAUAUCUCUUUGGAAAAACUCAUUGACGUAUAUGAGAAGUUCCAAGUCCGCCAGGAGGACGAGACCCUCAAGCCUGAAUUUGAAUACGCUGUUGUGGACAAUACCGUCCAAGUCGGACGGUAUCAUUCUUUCUCGGCGCAAGACGAGCAAGAAAUGUCGGGUUCCGAUGGUAGCACGGCUCUUCGAACUAGUAAGCCCGGUCGCUUGGCUUCGUUAUACUGGGCUCGCGGGGAUAUCAAACCCCUGGUAGGAGAUGAAGUGGAAAUCGACACGUACGCAACCGGUUUGAAUUUCAAGGAUGUCUUAUGUGCCAUGGGCAUUGUCGAGGCCAAAGAUAAUGAGUUUGGCCAUGAAGGCGCUGGCAUAGUCCGCCGCAUCGGCCCUGAAGUUCAAGAUCUGAAGGUCGGUGACCGCGUCAUGGUUGUUGGGGGCUGUUUAUUUGGGACACAAUUAGUUCUCUCCGAGAACCUGUGCGAGAAAAUCCCAGGUGGCUUAAGCUUCACCGAUGCGGCUAGCAUGCCUUGUGUGUUCAGCACAUCAAUAUACUCCAUCUUCGACGUUGGUAAUCUGAAAAAAGGACAGUCCAUUCUUAUCCACAGUGCCUGCGGUGGAGUUGGAAUUGCGACUAUCCAGCUUGCUCAAAUGGCCGGUGCCGAGAUUUACGCAACUGUCGGUAACGAGGAAAAGGUCCAGUAUCUCAUGGACACGUUUGGCCUUCCUCGAAACAGGAUCCUCAACUCCCGUAAUACCUCAUUCGUCGAGGACAUCAUGCGGGAGACAAAUGGACAGGGUAUCGACUUGGCAUUAAACUCAUUGUCUGGUGAAUUACUACAUGCUACAUGGAAGUGCAUUGCACCAUUUGGAAAGAUGGUCGAGAUUGGCAAGCGAGACCUAAUUGGCUCUGGAAAACUUGAUAUGACUCCUUUCUUAGAUAACCGGAGCUACUGCUGUGUUGACUUGGAUCAAAUUUGUUCCAGAAAGCCGACCCUUGCAAAGAAGCUGCUAAAGGAAAUUGUGCACCUACUCAGGGAGCGCUACAUCUCUCCUAUCCGACCCAUCAAGGUUUUUAGUUCCGACGGUAUACACGAUGCGUUCCGUUACAUGCAGCAGGGCAUUCAUCUAGGAAAAAUCGUCGUGUCGAUGCGUGAUACGUCAGGCCAGGUCAGCGCAGUACAAAAUCUCCAGCAAAGAAAAAAGCCCAUCCAACUCGACAGCUCCGGUGCAUACCUACUGGUAGGUGGUCUCGGCGGUCUGGGUCGGGCAAUAUCUACAUGGAUGGUCCAACAUGGGGCUCGCCAUCUGAUAUAUCUUUCCCGAACUGCAGGAUCAAGUGUACUCCACCAAGAAUUUGCUCAAGAGCUUGCCAGUAUGGAUUGCCGUGCCGACUUCGUUCAAGGUAGCGUGUCGAAGAUUGAAGAUGUGAGCACUGCCAUCAAACGGGCUCAAGGCCGGCUUCGGGGGAUUCUGCAGAUGUCCAUGAUGCUUCGUGAUCGGAGCUUUGAACGUAUGACACUGGAAGAGUGGAACACAGCUGUUGAUCCGAAGGUCAAGGGAACGUGGAAUCUUCAUAAUGCCUCGGUAUCUGCGAAUGCGGACCUCGACUUCUUUAUCCUUUUCAGUUCGGUAUCCGGCGUAUUUGGGCUUCCUGGUCAGAUCAACUAUUCUGGUGCCAAUACCUUCCUAGAUGCGUUUUCAAAAUACCGGUUGGGUCUGGGACUACCAGCUUGCGCUAUCGACAUCGGUCCUGUCGAGGGAGUAGGUUAUGCCGCCGAGCAGGAGGAACUCAUACAAAAGCUCAAGGCUGCUGGCGGGUUAGGCAAUACAGUCUCGGUGAGCCAGCUUUUUAGCGCAGUAGAGGGAGCGAUGACACCUGUGGCAAAUAAGUCGAGACCCGAAGCAAGCAACUUCUGCGUCGGAAUUCGUCCCAACAUGCCUCUGGCUGAUCAAAGAAACCGUUUGAUCUGGAAGAAGGACGUACGAAUGUCAGUGUUCCAUAAUACUGGAGCACCUGGUGCCACCUUAGCCUCUACUUCUGGCACUGGCCUGGAAGCCUUUAUCACACAAGCUAAGAGUGAUGCCGCGCUACUAAGCCAACCCGACUCCGCUCAAACGCUUGCUGUGGAGAUUGGAAAGAAGGUGUUUAGCUUCUUGCUGAGGCCGGAAGAAGACCUGGUGACAUCUUGCUCCUUGUCUGAGCUUGGAAUGGACUCUCUCGUGGCAAUUGAGGUGAAACAGUGGUGGAAGGCGACAUUCGAGUUUGAGAUCAGUGUCCUCGAGUUGAUGAGAAUGGGCACUCUCGAUAUACUCGGGGAGCAUGCUGCUCGUGGCAUGCUUAAAUUGUUCCAUGGUGUACAAGAGCAAGUCGAUUGA